Ochotona princeps (American pika) is the source of this 1494-nucleotide messenger RNA. RefSeq names its product olfactomedin-4. Lineage: Eukaryota; Metazoa; Chordata; Mammalia; Lagomorpha; Ochotonidae. Gene Ontology annotation, biological process: signal transduction. The coding region runs from base 1 to 1494 and encodes 497 amino acids. The record is from RefSeq and is a predicted model, not a curated record. The transcript is spliced from 6 exons.
AUGCAGCCUGUGCUAGCUCUGCUGCCCCCUCUCUUGCUGCUGCCCCUGGUGUACACAGGUCAGCCUCAGGACCAGAGGAUGGUGAGAACUAUGCCAAGCUCUCUGGAUGAGGGUGAAACAUGCUAUUGUGUGGUCCACUUGCCCAAAUCCGUCCUGCUACAGCAGCUGGAACAACUCCAAGGUACAACCCAGGAACUUGUUAGCAAGUUUAAGCAAGUAUUGUCCAUGGUCGGUGCAUUUGUACCUGCCAUUAAAGGCCACAACAACCAGGUCCUGAAAGUGAGCCACAUGCUGAAGUCCAGAAAUUCCAGUGUCCUCACUCUCUCAUCUGAACCCUCAACCUUUGACCAGCUGCACUUAGAGCUGGAGAGAGUACAGAACUUGUUGACCCAGCUUAAUGCCAAUGGAGGAGUUAGUGGGGCUAGGUAUCUCCUCCACCAACUUCAAAGCCAGGUGACUAAUAUCAGUCUUACGCUCAAACUUCUGGCUGAUGCUGACCAGAGCAGCUUUCGUGCUCUCCAACGGCAGGUGGAUAUCCUUGAGGCCCAACUACAGGAGUGCGAGAGAGAAAGGGAGCAAGAGACUUACAGACACCGCGGUCCAUUUUUGCCCCCCGGUUCUUGCAGUUGUGGAAGCCUCCAGAAAGUCAGCAGACCCUUUGUAGUGAAGCUCAAUUGGAGGGGAUUCUCAUACAAAGCGGGUUCCUGGGGCCGAGACUCAGCACCAAAUCGGACCUCUUCCCUUUAUUGGGUGGCCCCCUUGAGUGCAGAUGGCAGGUACUUUGACUACUAUCGGUUAUACAAGUCCUAUGAUGACCUGGUGCUGCUGAAGAACUAUAAAGAGCAGAAGAUGGGUUAUGGUGAUGGCAGUGGAAAUGCUGUAUACAAUAACUUCAUGUACUUUAACUACUAUGGUUCAAAUGACAUGGCCAAGGUGGAUCUUGCCUCCAACACCCUAGUACUACAGCGCCCAUUGCCUGGUGCCACUUAUAAUGACCGUUUCUCUUAUGCUGGUGUACCCUGGAAGGCCUUGGAUUUUGCUGUUGAUGAGAAGGGGCUGUGGGUGCUCUAUGCCACUGAGGGAAGCAGGGGCAAUCUGGUUAUAAGUCGUCUCAAUGCCAGUACCUUAGAAGUGGAGAAAACUUGGCACACUAGGCAGUACAAGCCAGCCCUGUCGGGGGCCUUCAUGGCCUGUGGGGUGCUUUACACCUUACGUUCACUGAGCACUCGCCAAGAGGAGAUCUUCUAUGCUUUCGAUACUGCCACUGGGCAGGAACAGCAUCUCAGCAUUAUACUGGAUAAGAUGCUGGAAACCCUGCAAGGUAUCAAUUACUGCCCCCUGGAUCAAAAACUUUAUGUUUUCAAUGAUGGUUAUCUGAUCAAUUAUGACCUCACCUUCCUGAAGUGUGAGCUACCAAGAUUACCAACCAAAAGACCCUCCAAGGCAUAUGCCCCACAAAAACCUGUCAGUGCCCCAAAACUUUCUAUGCCCUGA